Messenger RNA from Suillus discolor, 744 nucleotides. RefSeq lists its product as uncharacterized. The coding region runs from base 1 to 744 and encodes 247 amino acids. Lineage: Eukaryota; Fungi; Basidiomycota; Agaricomycetes; Boletales; Suillaceae. The transcript is spliced from 7 exons. The record is from RefSeq and is a predicted model, not a curated record.
AUGAUUAUUAUGGAAGCAUGGGAAGGCCUCUACUUCAUUCUCCACAUGCUGCUGUUUUGUGCAGCUGAGAUUUGUGGCCACAGCAACCCUGUGAUGCAAAAAAUCAUUACUCUAUCUGACUGGUCUACAGUCAACAUGGAUGACCUAUAUAUUACUGGUCACCUGCAGUUCAUCAAGACUGUUAGAUAUCAAUGCAUGGAUCAUAGUGCUUUAGCACCUAUGCCAGCAUCUACUGUUUCUGCUUCUCAGCUGCUGGUGAUUGCUGCCAGACUACCUACUGUAAUGGUAUUAGUGGAGGUUAUGGGGGUAUUGGAUUCAUUCAACUUGUUUGUUGCCAGUACCAAAUAUAAGGUGCAGCAUUUGAAAAUAGAGAGAGAAAAUAUAGUUGAAGAGUUACUCAAAGAUCUGAAUGGAAUGCUCAAGUGGUGCAUAGAGAUCUUAGGAGAAGGAAGAAACAAAGAAAAAGACAAGCAGAGAGCCAGGACAUAUGUAAAGCUAAGAAUACUAAGGAAUAUGAUAGAAGAAAAACAAAAUGAGUCAGAAGGAAGAGAGAAUGAAAAGACCAGUAAACAGUGUGGUGUCAAAACUCAAGUAUCAACACUACAUCAUAGACCUAGAGAGUUCUUAAGAGGGAAACUUGUUGAUGUCAAGUUUUUAGCUCAGGCUUUCAAGCCCAUCUACAACACACUUAAAGCCUACAUUCAGGACCACAUCUAUAUGGAUAUAGAGCUAUCAAAGAGAUAG